CAAGACAGGACAGGAUGGCCUGAGGUUUGUUGGUUAGCUGGCUCCUGCCUACUAUGCACAAGCCAGGAUUUGGCGGCAUGGCACGGCACGGCUAUUCUGCCUUCUGCACACUAUCCUGAACUGUCUCACUGCCUGCCUGUCAUGUCCUAGGAUACAGAGGCAUGCAUAGCCUUUUUACUGGUGCUGAAGAAUACAGGACCUAUGAGCCUUCCUACCCCCCCCCCGCCCCCGUUACCGGUGAAAGGCCGCAGCAUGCAUCAGCGAUGGGGACCACUGUUUGACCGGUGCUCAAGUGACGCAGCGCCCACCACAUCCACACGGAACACAUGCUUAUAAGUGCGUGUAUAGGUGCCCAAAUAUGGCGCUAAAGCUUCUCCCAGAAGACUUGAGCGAUGUGCCGCCGCACCUUGCAGACCGCUAUGAAGCCCAGGCGGGCAAGUACUGGGACAUGUUCUACAGGCGCAAUACCACAAAAUUCUUUAAGGACCGGCACUACCUGCACAAGGAGUUUCCGGACCUGGCUGCCGGGCCCGCCACUCUGCUGGAGGUGGGGUGCGGCGUAGGCAACACCGUGUUCCCCCUGCUGGAGAUCAACCCGGCGCUGCGCGUGCACUGCUGCGACUUCGCCACGUCAGCCAUAGAGCUGGUGCGAUCCAACCCGGCGUACGGCGUGUCGCGGCCCGAGGGCGGUGCCGUACACGGGUUCGUGGCGGACAUAACCCGCGACUACCUGGCAGCCCCCGCCGACCCGGCCCUGGGCCCGCUGGCGCAGCCGGGGCCGUACGGCGGGUGUGGCGUGCCGGAGGCGGGGUGUGAUCUGGCCACCAUGAUCUUCGUACUGUCCGCCAUCCACCCACAGCGCAUGGCGGCGGCGGUUCACAACGUGGCUCGCUGCCUGCGGCCCGGCAGCGGCCGACUGCUGUUUCGGGACUACGCCGAGGGAGACCUGGCACAGGAGCGGCUUGCGGGCGGCGACCGGCCCAAGCGCCUGGCCCACAACUUCUACGUGCGCGGCGACGGCACCCGCUGCUACUACUUCGCGCAGGAGGAGGUGGUGGGCCUGUUCGCCUCGGCCGGCUUCUCCUGCGACGCCGUGACGCUGCACGAACGCACCGUGGUCAACCACAAGCGCGACAUCGCAAUGGACCGCCGCUGGCUGCAGAUCAUCUUCACGCUCCGGGAGUAUGUGCCGCCGCCGCUGCCGCUGCGGCAGCUGCUCGACCUGCCGCCGCCCCUGCACGCCGCCACCGCCGCCGCCGCCGCCACCGCCGCCGCCGCCGCCGCCGCCGCGUCUGCCCACACGGCGCAUGGCGCCAACGUCAACGGCGCCCACGACCGCGCCAGCAGCAGUGGCAGCGGCGGCAGUGGAGGCGGCGGCGGCGGCGCCAUGGAUGUGGAUGCCGGGGAUGGGCAUGCGGCUGUAGCAGGCGGCGCCGCCGCUGCCGCCACGGAGGCUGUAGCAGGGGCUGUAGCGGCAGCGGACCCAGUGCUGCCUGGCGGACUUACGCCGGGGAGCUGGCUGACGGGGGCGGCGGGGCGGCUGGCGUCACACCUGGCGGCGGGGCCGGGCCUGCCCAGCGGUCGCGCGCUGCUGCCCGACUCGCUGGACGCCGCCGACGACCUCUGCGCCGAGCUGUCACCCUCGCGACACGGCGGCGGCGGCAGUAGCAGCGCCGGCGGGGAUGGCGGCUGUAGCAGCAGCGGCCACGGCCACGGCUACAGCUACAGCCACGGGGGUCACCAACCGCACCCACACCAGCGCAGCCCGCUCAGUGGCGGACUGGGGGCGGGGUUGAGCCCGGCGGCGGCGGCGGCGGCGGCGGGGUGCACUGGCGGCAGCGGCGGCGGCGGCGGCAGCAAUGGUCAGCAGGUGGCGGCGGCGCGGUCCGCUGCUGCAGGGAGAGGGGCGGCAGCGGCGGCGGGGUUUGCGGGUGCUGCUACUGCUGGCGGCGGCGGCGGUGGCGGCGGCGGUGGCGGCGGCGGCGGCGCGGAGGAGGGGGAUGCUAUGCAAGUGGAUGGCGGAGCGGGGCGGUCGCUCGAGCGCGAGCUCGAGGCCGAAUUCUUCGCCACCAUCGGCCGCAACAGCGCAGAGGUGGCGGCUGAGGAGGUGGCGGCGGCGGGCGCGGCGCUGUCGCGGGUGCGGCUGGUUGACGUGGCAGACGUGGCGGCGGCGCGGCUGGCGGCGGCGGCGGCGGCGGGAGCGGCAGCGGCAGCCGGCGGCGGGGCUACUGCCAGCGGCCUGCAGCAGCAGCAGCAGCAGCAGCAGCAGGGGCAGGGGCACGUGGCGGCGGCUGUAGCCGUUCCGGUGGAGGCGGAGGUGGAGGUGGCGGCGGGUGUGGGCUUCCGAUGCCUGCUGCGGCCCGACCUGGCUACAGGCGCACUGGCAGCCCCGCCCGCCGAGCUGGCCCUGGCGCGCCUGCUCGCCUCCUCACCCCGCCUGCUCAGCGGCCGCUGUGCGCUACAGCUGGGCCCCGCCGCCGCGGCAGUAGCAGCAGCAUCAGUGGCAGCAGCAUCCUCUCUGGCGGCAGGCGGCGUGCCCAGCGGCCUCGGACAGACCGGCUUCGGCAGUAGCAUGUCCGCGGCUACAGCCGCCGCUGCCGCGCCGCCGCCGGCCUGCUGCGGCUCUCUGCCGGCAAUGGCGGCGGUGCGUGGCGGCGGCUGUCGACGGGUGGUGGUGACGGACCCAUGCCGGGAGGGGCUGGCGGCUUCGGCGGCGGACCUGCGGCGUAACGCCCACCGACUGGUCAUCGAGCGGUUGCGGUUGGCGGCGCUGGACUGGGCGGCGCUGGGCAGCAGCAGUACGGCGGGCGUGGCGGGUACGGCAGCCACCGGCGCCGCCGGUUACACUUUUGUGACGGGCGCGGUACGGCAGCUGCGUGACGUGAUGCAGCUGCAGCCGCAGGGGUACGACGUGGUGUAUGCGGCGGACCCGCUGGCGGCUGUAGCACAAGCGGCCGCCGGCAGUAGCAGCAGCAGCAGCGCUGACGCGGGGGCGGAUGUGGCUGUAGCUGCGGCGCGCGGCCUGUUUGAGGCGGCGGCGCAGUUGCUGCAAGGCAGUGGCAGUAGCAGCAGCAGCAGUCAUGGCGGCAGUAGCAGUGCUGGCGCUGGGCGGCUGUUCCUGGUGGUGGUGCCGGGCGGUUGGGCGGCGGCGCACGGCAUGGGGUUUGCGGCGCUGGCGGCGGUGUGUGGCUGGGAGUUGCUGACGCCGGAGCAGCUGGCGGAGGGUUGGGGGCUAGACACGUCAGUGGCGAUGGCGACGUGUGGUUGUGCGGCCAUGGGCUUCCGGCGCCAGCAGGGAUGACUCAUCCGGGGGGCAUGCAAAUGGUAGUGGGGGUGGCGGUGGGCGUUACAUUCAUGGGUCAUGACUAGUCAAGGGGUGGGGGAAAUGGGUGGAAGUGAGUUGAUGCCGGUAAAUGCUCCAGAGAUGGUGGGGGCAGAAGGGCACGGGUGGCACGAGCGUUGCGGCAGUGACUGGAGGAUGGAAGCUCUGAUGGUGCGCGCUGCCUUGCACGUUGCGAGGGCGUGACUGGUAUGAUGCAUGCUUGCGAGACAGGCAUGCAGACCUGUACAGCUAAUGCCGUGUACAAGCGUGGCGUGACCUGGCACGGUUGGUCCGCUUGGUCGGCUAGUGUCACCUCACACGCGGCGGGAGUGUUUGCUUGCUAGCGCCUGGUGCGUGGCCCGUGGCACCAUGCUGGUGGGGACUGGGGAGCGCAUGUGUGUCAACUGACGGAUGCCAGCAGCGGUGCGCUGCCUAGUGUCCCCUGGUGGCCUUGCAACGCGCUUGCCGGCCUUGCGUAAUCCAUGCAUCGUUUUUGCGUGGGCAUGGGCGUGUCCCGUCAGCCUUGGCAGCCCCCCGCCAGCCGUGGGCCCCGUGUUGGUAAAACGUCAUGUUCGCUUGUUUGCUGUGUUGCGUUUUUUCAAGCGCGUCGAUAACAGA
Molecule: messenger RNA, 3940 nt
Organism: Chlamydomonas reinhardtii
Lineage: Eukaryota; Viridiplantae; Chlorophyta; Chlorophyceae; Chlamydomonadales; Chlamydomonadaceae
Exons: 13
Coding region: 359-3301 (980 amino acids)
Source: RefSeq, a predicted model, not a curated record